AUGGCUGGAGCAGUGUCGACGAGCAAGCGGGCCCUGCGCAUCAUCGCGCUCCCACUCACCAACGCUCCUCUGCCGACCCUUGCCUCCCAAUCUCCUGCGCAGCUGACUUACUACCAUUUCCUGACUCCCCCGCUGUCUGCGAAGGAACGUCAAGGCUUUGCCCGACGGGCGAUCACGAAGGCUUCACAAUUAUGGGAAAAAUUAGGAAAAGCGGAGGAGAGUUCGUGGAAGCGGAAGACGUUCCUCUACGGCGAACGGCUCAUGAACCGCCUCGACUUUGAAGAACUUGCGUUGCAGUCCGUAGACCCAUCGCUCGGGCCCAAGAUUCUGUCCCGUUCAGCCUCUUCUGCUCCGUCGCCCUCGCCCCGCGACCCCGAUCAUCCCACUAUACCCCUAGUCUACCCGCCGUCCGCCCGUUCGUCACCGCUGCAGCAAUUACGCACCCUCCUCGAGAAGCGUACCCCGCGACACAGACGGGGCUUUAUUACAUGGCUGCUGAUUGCACCACUUACCUCGCCGUUCAUACUAGUCCCCGUAAUACCCAAUUUUCCCUUCUUCUUCUGUGCAUGGCGCUCAUGGUCGCAUUAUCGCGCAUAUAAAGCCUCGCAAUAUCUGGAGGAGUUUCUCGACCAGGGUGCCAUCGUUCCAGAAGCGAGUUCCGACCUCGACGCCAUUUACGCGGAGUACUCACCCAAGACAAUCGCUGACAGAGAGAAGCCCCCAACGGACGGCGACGCAAACCUUGAGGCCGACGUGUCACUAGACCUAUCGCAAACUCCCGUAGACCAUCGAGUGCACAAACCGCCAAACCCCGAGCCAAAGGCUCAAAAUGGAGAGAACCCGAAUGGUGCAAGCCUUCGCCUCAUCCUCACCCCUGCCGCUGUCCCUCCGCUCGCCGCUCGCCUCGGUCUCUCCCCCGACUCGAGCUUCACUUCGAAUAUGUAUCGUGCGCUUGAGCAGGCUAGUAGACGCAGUGCGGAGGCGCGCGAGCCGUGA
Messenger RNA from Sparassis crispa, 996 nucleotides. RefSeq lists its product as hypothetical. Gene Ontology annotation, cellular component: mitochondrial inner membrane. The transcript is spliced from 4 exons. The coding region runs from base 1 to 996 and encodes 331 amino acids. Gene Ontology annotation, biological process: potassium ion transport; proton transmembrane transport. The record is from RefSeq and is a predicted model, not a curated record. NCBI's taxonomy places the organism in Eukaryota, Fungi, Basidiomycota, Agaricomycetes, Polyporales, Sparassidaceae.